AUGCGUAUCUCAACUAUCUCUUUCGGUCUUCUUGUGGCUGGCUCUGCCACAGCCACUAUUGAGAAGCGGGCACCGCUUAUCACCCGAGAUGAAAGUGGUAUCGAGGGAAAGUACAUCGUCAUGAUGAAGCCAGCAUCCGGUAAUGAGAUCAGCACUGCACGCGUCAAGUCAGCAGCCAAGGCCGUUGAUGUCAAGCCUGAUAUGGUCUUUGACAAUCUGGGUGGAUUUUCUGCGAGCUUGUCUGCCCGCGAUGUGGAGGACCUACGCAACAACCCCAAUGUUGCAUAUAUUGAGCAAGAUUCAGUUGCCAGGAUCUCUGCUGUCCAAAAACAAGCACCAUGGGGUCUUGCGCGAGUUUCAAGCAAGACGACUGGCGCGACACGAUACACAUAUGACGAUUCGGCUGGCAAGGGCACGUGUGCAUAUGUUUUGGACACUGGCAUUGAUACCAAACAUCCUGACUUUGAGGGUCGCGCCGAAUUCAUUGCCACUUACGUUGACGACAUUUGGGUGGAUGAUCACGGCCAUGGUACCCACUGCGCUGGCACAAUCGGAUCCAAGACAUACGGAGUUGCCAAGAAGACUAAGCUUUACGGAAUCAAGCUCUUCAACUCCACUGGAGAAGGAGUUGCAUCCUCCAUCAUCGCUGGCAUGGACCUGGUCCUUCGUGAUGCCCCCAAGCGAGACUGCUCCAAGGGCGUUGUUGUAAGCAUGUCGUUCGGAGAGAUCCCUUCCAAGGGCAUCAACGACGCUGCUAAGGCCCUUGUCAACGCUGGCUUCUUCGCCGCUGCAGCUGCUGGUAACGGAGACGACAACGGAAGACCUCUAGAUGCCUCAGGCUUCUCACCUGCCUCAGAGCCUAGCAUCUGCACCAUUGGCGCGACAACAAAGGAUGACACUGUCGCUACCUUCUCCAACUAUGGCAAGGUUGUUGAUCUUUAUGCUCCCGGUGUCGCGGUUCUGAGCACAUGGCCCGGAGGUAUUACCCGUUCUAUUUCGGGUACAUCUAUGGCUACUCCUCACGUUGCUGGAGUCGCAGCCUACUUCCUUGGUCUUGGAAAGUCUGCUGCUGGACUUUGCGAGUAUCUCCAAAGUAUCGCGCUGAAGGAUGUUAUCAAGGGCGUUCCUUCAGGAACCAAGAAUCUCUUGCUCCAGAAUGGUCAGGCCAAAUAA
This is a messenger RNA of Fusarium pseudograminearum CS3096, 1173 nucleotides long. RefSeq lists its product as uncharacterized. The record is from RefSeq and is a predicted model, not a curated record. Gene Ontology annotation, molecular function: serine-type endopeptidase activity. Gene Ontology annotation, biological process: proteolysis. NCBI's taxonomy places the organism in Eukaryota, Fungi, Ascomycota, Sordariomycetes, Hypocreales, Nectriaceae. The coding region runs from base 1 to 1173 and encodes 390 amino acids. The transcript is spliced from 4 exons.